This is a messenger RNA of Anneissia japonica, 803 nucleotides long. RefSeq lists its product as uncharacterized. The record is from RefSeq and is a predicted model, not a curated record. The coding region runs from base 222 to 803 and encodes 193 amino acids. The transcript has 3 exons. NCBI's taxonomy places the organism in Eukaryota, Metazoa, Echinodermata, Crinoidea, Comatulida, Comatulidae.
AUAAAUGAGCCUACCCGUAUAGUUUCUCAACUGAUGCUACAUUUAGAGGACGAAGGAUUACUAAUGAAUUGGCCUACUGAAUUUUGUGUGUAGGUUACUCUCUUGUCAGUCACAGUACUCUAAACGAAUUCCUCAUUUUACAACGAAGACUCGAUACUUAACAUAAUAAUAAUAGAGCGAUUAGUGUUUAAGAACGAGCUUAAGAUAUCAAGCAUCCUUAUAUGACUGGAGCCAAAGAGGAUAUUGAUGACCUAAGAAUGAGCGCUGAUCCUCACAAUAAUCCCAGGUCGAAUGCGAUGGAAACCAGGGUUAACGGUUUAUUACCUGGAUGCCCAAACCUGCUGCAUCCGGAUGAUGCUAAAAUGCGCCACGAAAGAGAGGAACAUUUAGCCAAAAUAAAUUCACAAAAAAACAAAAUUAUGCACAAGAAAAAGAUAACAGACGAAAAGAUGCCAACCGUGGUUAUGGAUUUGCAUUCUUUUAACUCUGACAACCGACAGAAUGGAAAUACGUUCCCAAGUUUCAGCAAGAAAUUGUCACGAUCACAUUUGACUCUGGGUAAAAUUACAGAGGGCGAUGAGGACGCUGUUGAUACAGAAAAUGAGAAUGCGUUUAUAACGGCAAACCGGAGAUGGAGAUCAUGUCCCGGGUCCCCAAGGCAUAAUAGCCCGUACUUGAGAGAAUACGCUUUUGAUUCUACCUUUCACAAAUGCGUUACCAACAAACUAUUGAACGAAAAUGAAACUCAUCGCAACAAGCCGAAGAAAGUAGUCCUACAACUACCCCAGAUUGUUGUCAGUUGA